UGAUGUAUCCCUGGGCCUGGGUUCACUGUUCUACACAUUCGUGCAAUCCCGUCAGUAAAAACUUGUCUCACGAAAAUUUACUCGGUAUCUUUAAUUUUUUUUCAUAUAUUUUUCCUCCAUGUUGUUUUUUUUUUUAAAUUUUUAAAACAUUUUUUACAAGUGUUUUUGUGAUAUGUAAUUUUAAUACAAGUGUUAUGUCGUUUAUUGAGUUGAUUUUUUUUGGAGUAUUGUUAGUCAACUAGUCCAAACAUUAAGUGUAUACAUUUUUACAAUUUAAGACGCUACGGGGCCAAAGCCAGCCUUCAGCUGUUACCUCCACCCAGGAGUGUAACAACUUUUUUUUAUUUAAUAAUUUCGAGGGAGAAUUUUGGCCAGAAUAUUACACAUCUAGUCUCACCAAAUGAUAAUAUUCAUAAAUUUAAAUCAAAUAAUUCUACAUUUGAUUUAAAAAAACAUAAUUCUUUUUUUUUUUUUUUUUUACAACUUGAACUGACUAUUAAUUUUAAAAAUUUAAUGAUAAUAACAAAUGUAAAUGUUAUAUUUAAAAAAAUUCACAUGACUGUAUAAUAAUCGUUAGAUAUAAUAUAAAAAAUAUAUAAAAAAAUAAGGAUAAAUCAAUUGAAAAGAAAAGAAAAGAGAAGAGAAAAAAAAAACAUAUAAGCAAUGGAAACACAAGCGUUACAUGUAACAGAGACAAAAACAUUGUCAUCAUCUUUAAUGUCAAAUACAGAAAAAUGUAUUGAUAAUGAUGAAAUAACACCUGAAAUGGAGGAUCAACUAUUGAGUGAUAAUUUCUCAGAGGAUCAAGUUUUAGAGGAUGAAGAUGAUGCACAAUCUGAGGGUAGUAUACGAUUAAGAUAUUCUGAUGUUGAAGCUGAUGAUGAUGAAAAUGCUGAUAAAUCAAGUGGUGCAUCUGAAUCAGCUCUUAAUAAUCCCUUAAAAAAAAUUCAUGAUGACAUGGCUAACGAAUCAUCAGUUGUCAGAGAUGAUAAUUUAAUACCAAUAUAUACAAAUGGAAUAAAUGAUGAUUUGGAUAAAAUUGAUUUUACCGAAGAUGAUACAUUAUUGGGAAUUAAUUUUUGUAAUAAUGAUGAUAAUGAAAAUGACUUGCUAUCAGUUAAAGAAAUAAUUGAUAAAACUAUAACUCUAAAUCAAUUUUCACAAUCAGCAUAUGAUAAUUCUUGGAGAUUAGGUGGUAAAUCAUCACGUUAUCGUCAUAAAAAUUAUCAUAAUUUUUUGCGUAUAUCAAAUUUUAAACAAUUACAAAAUAAUUCAUAUAUACCUGAUACAUUAAAUUUAAAUUAUUACAAUAUACGUAAAACUUGUGAACGUUUAAAAAAUUCAACUAAUGAAAAUGUUAAUUCAAAUGAUAAAAAAGUAUAUUUAAAUAAAAAAAAUACAAGUUUAUUACCACCAUCAUCAUCGUCAUCAUCAUCACCACCGAAAUUUAUGACAAAAAUAUUUCCUCCAAUUUCAAAAAUUCAAACUAAUGAUAAUGUAAUUAUUAAAUCUAAAAAUGAUAUGAUUGAUGAAAAAUUAGAUAAUCCAAAAAAUAAUAUUUCAAAUGUAGAUAUAAUUGAAAAAAAUAACAAAAUGACUGAUAAAAAUUUUGAUCAAGGUACUGAUGAAAGUACAGAUUCUUUACAAUUUGAAUUACCCAAAAAACAAGUCAAUGGUAUUUUAGAUAAUAUAAAUAUUGAUAAAUCACAAUUGGUUAAUAAUAAAAACACAACAACAGCAACAACAACAACAACAGAAGUGACUGUAAGUAGUUCUGAUGAUAUUGAAAAGAAUCCAAAUAAAAAUGUUGAAAUCAUAACAAAUGGUGUUGAGAGUACAGAAGUCGUGGAAAAUAUUGAUACUAAAAAUGACAAUACGGAAAUUGAAGCAACUAAAACAGAUGAAUCAUCAGAUUCCGGUUUUGUAUCAACAUCUGCAUCUGUAACUGAAAAUGAUGAAAUUUUAAAAGAUACAAAUGAAGAAUUAAUAAAAGAUAAAAUAGUUAUUAAUGAACAACCACCAAUAUUAACACCAGAAAUAGAAAUUGAGCAAGAAAAUAAAAAUAAUAAUGUUAAUGAAAUAAUGGAAAUUAAUAAUUCUGAAAUAAUAGUAACAGAAAUAAAUAAAAAUGAAGAGUGUAUUCAUGUAUUGGAACGUGAAGAACCCACAUUAAAUGUAUCAACUAAUGAUUUAGAAAAAACUGAAGAGACAAUUAUUACUGAUGAUUCAAAACUUGUUGAGUCAAUGGAUAUUGUUACAAUUGACGAAGUAACAGUUGGAUCAAACGUUGAAAAAAUAGAUAAAAUUGAAGAAAAAUCAAAUGAUGUUGAUGUAAAAACAACAAGUAGUGAUAAUGAAAAAGUAGAUAUGAUUGUUGAUGAUCAGGAAUCAAUUGGCACAUCAAAUAAUGAAAUUUCAGUUAUCAAUCAAGAACAACAGGUUGAUUCACCUGAUGGAUCAUCUAAACAACAGUGUAAUAAACGAAAAAGAAAAUCAAUUAAGACUAUUGGUGAUUCACUUGACCCAGAAAAAGAAAAUUUACGUUUACGGGUUAAACGUGAAACAGCACAAAAAGCUGAAGAGUUAAUACGUAAAGAUAGUCAAAUGGCAAAUGAUGAUUCAGAUAGUGAUAGUUAUGAUAUUAAAAUAAAACCAACAACAUCACCAAAUUCAUUAAAACGAACAAAUGAAAUGACAGAUUUAAUUGAUAAUAAACGUUUAAAAAUUGAUAAUAAAAUUGAGCCAAAAAUUGAAAUUAAAACAGAAACAUAUUUAACAAAUAGAAAAAUAAAACCAUUUACAAAUUUACGUAAAAUAUUAUUACGUGAUUGUAAACAAAAGCUAACAAAUAUGAGACAAGAAGAUCUUGAAGAAUUAUUAAUACAAAAAAUUAUUGAAACAAUAACAAUGCGUGAUGAAAUUGGUAAAUUACGUGAACAAGCAAAAUUAUCUGAACGUGCUAAAGAAUUAUCACAACAAAAAUGUGCAUCAUUAGCUAAACAAAUUAAAGAUUUUGAAAUGAUUAUAAAUCGUUAUGCAAGUGAUCGUGAAAAAAAUCCAGAUAUAUAUCUUGCACCAACAAAAAUUAAUCGUUCAGUUGGUUUACAAGUAAAUUUUUUAACUGAUCGUGGUGUACAAAAUUUACGUCAAGUUAAUAAUAAAAUAUCACAACAAAAUACAACAACAAUUAAUAAAAAUAAUAACAUAAAUAAUCAUGCCAAUAAUAAUAAUAAUAAUAUGAAUAAUAUAAAUAAUAAUAAUAAUAGAUUAAUAAAUAAUUCAUCAACUCAAGUUAUUGUUAGUGGUGUUUCUAUGAGUGGUGGUAAUAUGAGUACAACAGUAACAUCAAUGCAAAUUGAUGAUUCAAAUGUACAAUUACGUAAAGGUAUUAAAAUAAGAUCACCAAGACGUGGUGGUGAUGUACAUCCACAAGUUAUUGCAAAUAUACAAAAUCAAUUACCAAAUCAAAUGAAUAUUAUUAAUUCAAUAACAUCACCAAUUGUUGUACCAAAAGUAAAUGAUACAAGAAUAACAAUUGCUCCAACAAAUUCACCAACAGCACAAUCUAAUAAUAAUAAUAAUAAUACAUCAAUUAUUGUUAAUGGAAAUUCACCAAAUAUACAAUAUCGUCAAACAAGAAAUACAACAAUAAACAAUCAAAAUAAUAAUAAUAAUAAUAUCAAUAAUCGUACAAGUAUAAAUGGUGAAAAUUUAAUUGAUUUAACUGAAGAGGAAGAAAAAACAAAAAUAUUAUCUGGUCCACCUGCAUUGACUGCACUUGUGGCACCAGUAACUACCUCAACAACUUUGCCAAAAAAUCAACAACGUCAAACAAGAAUGAUACCAUCAAAUUCAUCAGCACAUGUUACAAUUUCUCAGCCAAAUAUUCGUGUUGUUACUGGACAACAAGGACAACCUACUGGAAUAGUUAAUAAUGUUAAUGGACAAAGGGUAAUAUUUAUGCAUCCAGGUGGUUCACCUUCACGACAACUUAUUUUAACAUCAGCUGCAUCAACGUCACGAACGAGUGUUGUUACUGCAGCAAGUUCUUCAAGAAAUUCAUUCAUCAACAUAGCACCAAGUGGUAUAACAACAGUUCCUAAAACUACUCCAGUAAGAGUUAUGCCUGGUGCCAAUCCACCAGUACAAUUAGUCAAGGUAAAUCAUCCAGCACCACUUCCAGCCACACCAACACAUACACAUAAUCCAUUAUGGAAAAUGUCACCACCUGCACCUUCGUUAAAAAUAUCAAAAGUAACACAUGGAAUUGUGUUGUCUUGGAAUAUGAUACUGUCUGAUAAAUGUGCUGAUAUAGCAAGCUACCAAUUAUUUGCAUACCAAGAAAUAUCAACAACACCACCAAGUUCAAGUCUUUGGAAAAAAGUUGGUGAUGUUAGAGCAUUACCAUUGCCAAUGGCAUGUACACUAACACAGUUUUUAGAGGGAAAUAAUUAUUAUUUUGCUGUGAGAGCUGUUGAUUGUCAUGGAAGACUUGGCGAAUUUAGUCUACCAGGAAAUAUAACUCUUUAAAUUAUUUAAAUAAUAAUAAAAACAUCAAAGUGUUUGGCAAAAAUGUCUCGUUUAUAGAAAAAAAAAAAAACUCGUUUUCCAUUGGGUAUCAAUGUUUGAUUUGAAAAAUUAAAUAUAUAUAUCCAAUUUUAUUUAUUUGUAAAAGAAUAUAACGAUUUAAAAAAAAAUAUUAGUAAAUGAUUAAAAUUUAUAAUAAGGAUUAGUAAUAACAAUAGUAAUUAUAACAAAAAGAGAAAAUAUGAGUUGUAUUUAAAAAACAUUUACAAAAAUCAUAAAAAAAAAAAAAAUCUAUUAAUAUGUGUGCGAUCAAUAUAGUUUGUAAAUUAUGUAUAGAUAAUGUCAUUUAUACUUAAUUUUUAUUAACUUGUUUUUAAUGUAUUUUUUUUGUUUUGUUUAACUGGAGCAUUGUCUUUUUAUUUUCCAUUAAAUCUAGUUUGUUUUUGAUAAAAUAACAAAAAUCUGUUGUACUGCCGCUACAAUCCUUGUGAUAAAAAUAAAAAAAAGGAACUUUAGUUGCUUAAGU
Molecule: messenger RNA, 5053 nt
Organism: Aphidius gifuensis
Lineage: Eukaryota; Metazoa; Arthropoda; Insecta; Hymenoptera; Braconidae
Gene: wde
Exons: 9
Coding region: 664-4530 (1288 amino acids)
Biological process (GO): regulation of DNA-templated transcription
Cellular component (GO): transcription regulator complex; nucleus
Molecular function (GO): protein binding; transcription coregulator activity
Source: RefSeq, a predicted model, not a curated record